This is a messenger RNA of Letharia columbiana, 1125 nucleotides long. RefSeq lists its product as uncharacterized. Bases 1 to 1125 code for a protein of 374 amino acids. Lineage: Eukaryota; Fungi; Ascomycota; Lecanoromycetes; Lecanorales; Parmeliaceae. The record is from RefSeq and is a predicted model, not a curated record. The transcript has a single exon.
AUGUUGGCUCGAAAAGCUAACCACAACACGGCCUCUUACAUGGCUUUCUCCGUGCGUUUGGGUGAUGCGGAUGGCUUUGGAAAUCUACGGAAUUUGCUUCACGGCACGAGCUGGGGUCGAUGGUUUGUAGACGGUCUCUGGGCGAAGAUGGCGUCCGAUACGCUUGAGCAGAGCGGCAUAUUGGAGAGCGAAGCAACGAAGAACUUGGUACCGGAUCAGCCAUUGUUUUGGUAUGGUGUGAGCCUUGCAAUCUUGAAUUAUCCAAAGUAUAUUGACGAACUCGUGAGGAUUGGCCCAGUGGAAGUGAUCAGAAAGGACGUCAAAUCCCUCGAAGCAGGAAAUGUCAUACGCUUUGAGGAUGAGACUUCGGAUCAGACUGAUGCAUUUGUUGCCAGCAUGGGGUGGAAAUGGAGACCGAGUAUCGAUUUCCGGCCAAAGGAAAUGCACGCAGAUCUAGGUCUGCCAAGUACGGAGUAUACCAAAACUCAAAAGGAGAUCUCGUUCAAGCUGGACGGACGUGCUGAUGCGGAGGUUUUCGACAGGUUCCCAAAGCUUGCAACUGCGCCCAAGAUGGAUGAGGAAUCGCUGGUUGAACAAGAAAAGGGCAGAAUUCGUCAAGCAUUCACUCCAUGGCGGCUCUGGAGGGGCAUGGCACCCCCCUCGCUGCCAACUCCAGACGUUGUCUUCCUAGGCGUAGUCGCCCAAUUGCAGGGCGCGGUCAGAUCGGAAAUCAGCAGUAUCUGGGCCUACGCCUACAUGAACGACAAGCUCGGUUCCGUGAAAUCAAUCAGUAAGUCUGCUAAACAGCUGCGUCUGGAGCAAACGCUUGCGGAUGAGAACGGCGUUGCAGUCAAGCAGAUCGGGACGGUAGAUGAUAUCAUGUACGACACUGCGCUCUUCCAACGCUGGGGGAAGUGGAGAACACCGUAUGGGCUUGGUGCCGGGCAUCCGGAUGUCGUGUUAGAGGGCAUUGCGUGUUUUGAUUUGCUGUUGCAGGAUUUGGGCUUGAGGAGUUGGCGGAAUGGAUGGGGAUGGGCGGGGGAGGUGUUUGGGGGCAGUUAUGGUCAGGUAGAUUACAAGGGGUUGGUGGGAGAGUGGGAAGAGAGCCGGCAUAAGGGGACAUGA